Messenger RNA from Puccinia triticina, 255 nucleotides. RefSeq lists its product as uncharacterized. The transcript has 2 exons. The coding region runs from base 1 to 255 and encodes 84 amino acids. Lineage: Eukaryota; Fungi; Basidiomycota; Pucciniomycetes; Pucciniales; Pucciniaceae. The record is from RefSeq and is a predicted model, not a curated record.
AUGACCCUACAUGACAACACCGCCAAACCCCGGGCCCCCAUCCACCACGGCAAUUGCUCACCUACACCCAAACCCCAACCCACCAGGAACCACGCAAGCCCUGAUACCCACCCCAUCAGCCCACCCUUGGCAUUAACCAACACCAUCAAGUCAAACUGGUGGGUGACCAAGCCGCUCCGCUCCACCAUCCCCAGUCUAGCGUGGUACCCCCAAUUGGUCUUGCUUGCUGCCAGCUUGGCCAUGACCACCUGUUGA